AUGACGUCACUUGGGGCCGGAAGUCAACAUUAGCCGCUAAUGUUGCUGUCGCACCGAGACGGACAAUUAAAGAGCAUCACAGACAGUUCUGUCCAAAACACAAUCUGUUUAUUUACACAAAUAAAGAGAUGCGAUGGGGAAGAAACACAAGAAGCACAGACCUGAAUGGAGAACAGUGGAGGGAGACUAUGAGGACAAACCUUUAGAUAAGCCACUGAAGCUGGUGCUCAAGGUGGGUGGCAGUGAAGUGACCGAGCUCUCCGGAUCGGGACAUGACUCCAGUUACUAUGACGACCGCUCCGACCACGAGUGGGAACGCCACAAAGAGAAGAAGAAGAAGAAGAAAAAGAAAGCAGAGAAAGAAAAACAUUUAGAUGAUGAAGAGAGGAGACGGAGAAAGGAAGAGAAAAAGAAGAAACGUGAGCGAGAACAGUCCGAAAAUGCCGCCAGUGUACCAGUUGAACCUUUCACUCUGCCCAAACCUGUAGAGGUGGUCGUAGAGGAGAAAAAACGGAAACGGGAGAAGAUCGAGUCAGAAUCAGAGGUAGAUGAGUUUCUUCCUCCGGUGAAAGUCGAGGUGGAGCAGCAGGCGGAUCGACCCGUACGAGCCUGCAGAACUCAACAAGAAAAUGAAUGCACUCCUCGGCAGCAGCUUCUCGAGCAUUUCCUGCGUCUGCUUCAGAGGAAAGAUCAACAUGGAUUCUUCGCCUUCCCCGUAACAGACGCCAUUGCGCCAGGAUACUCCAUGAUUAUUAAACAUCCUAUGGACUUCAGUACAAUGAAGGACAAAAUAGCAGCGAACGAAUACAAAACAAUCACAGAAUUCAAGGCCGACUUCAAGCUGAUGUGUGACAACGCCAUGGUUUAUAACCGGCCGGAGACGGUCUACUACAAGGCUGCGAAGAAACUCCUUCAUACAGGCUUCAAAAUGAUGAGCAAACAGGCUGCCAUUUUGGGUGACGACGACAUCGCCCCUGAGGAACCUGUGCCGGAGAUUGUGCCGGUCCACACCGAAUAUCCCAAAAAAUCCAAAAAGCAACCCGUGAAAGAGCCCAUCAUCAGUGAUCUCUAUGAGCCGGAGGGCAACGCUUGCAGUUUGACGGACAGCACAGCAGAGGAACACGUGCUGGCACUGGUGGAGCAUGCGGCAGAUGAAGCCCGGGAUCGAAUCAACCGUUUCAUGCCAAACUCUAAGAUUGGAUAUCUUAAGAAGAGCACAGAUGGUUCACUCUUUUACACUGUUGUGAAUCAAGAUCCUGAAGCAGAAGAGGAAGAGACUCAAGCUGUAGAUUUGAGCUCUUUGGCCAGUAAAAUCAUUCCUGGACUCACAUCACUGGGCUUUAAAGAUGACCGGAGACACAAAGUGACGUUCUUGAGCAGCGCUUACAACACUCAGACCCUUCAGAACAACUCUAUUUAUCCUGACCUGCUCCCAGAUGAGAUGGAUACGCUGUACUCGGCUUACGGAGAUGAGGCGGGUGUACAGUGUGCGCUCAGCCUGCAGGAGUUUGUAAAGGGUUGUGGGAGUUUUACAAAGAGGCUUGUGGAUGAUUUGCUGGAUAAAAUGACAGCAGGUGAUCACUCAAAGGCCACCGUCCAAAUCCGACAGAAAAGGAACAUGCCCAUUGAUGCCAAGUCUAGUUUAUAUGACCUACAGGGAACAGUUGGUGGUGGUAUAGACAGUGGCUCCGUUCUGGAUUUCAUGUCCAUGAAGAGCUAUCCAGAUAUGUCUCUAGACAUGCUCAACACGUUAGGUAAAUGUGUAAAAAAGGAGCCAGAACACGAGGACGGUCAUCCGCAUUUUGACGAAACAGCCAAACUCCUGCAGGAGUUCCAGGAUGCAGCGGUGGACAGGGUUGGGUCCAGACCGUCCUCCAAUCUCUCCUCUCUGUCAAACGCGUCCGAACGCGACCAACACCAUUUAGGGAGCUCACCUCAUCUUGGUGUUGGAGAUGGUCCAGCAGAGAUGGUUCAGGACCCAUAUGAGUUCCUGCAGUCUCCAGAAACCGGAUCUACAGCUAACAGCUGAUGGGCGACGCACAACACUGCUGAUGUUGCUCUGCUAUUAUGUAUUGUGUGGACUGUAAGUUUUUGUACAGAUUAAUUGCGUCAUGUGUUGUUGUUGUUUUUUAAAUAAAAGCUCAUUGGCUGGUUUUUACAUAA
Paramisgurnus dabryanus is the source of this 2163-nucleotide messenger RNA. RefSeq names its product bromodomain containing 9 (gene brd9). Gene Ontology annotation, cellular component: nucleus. NCBI's taxonomy places the organism in Eukaryota, Metazoa, Chordata, Actinopteri, Cypriniformes, Cobitidae. The record is from RefSeq and is a predicted model, not a curated record. Gene Ontology annotation, biological process: regulation of transcription by RNA polymerase II.